AUGCAGGUCUUCUCUCCACGUUUCGUGGAGCUGUGGGAAGAAUGGGAACUCCGCGGUGCCGCCUUCCUCAGCCUCACUCUCCAAAUCCUGCUCAUUUGGAUGGGCGGUCGCCGCAAAUACGUCCACUCUGCCUGGUUGAGGGGGAUCGUUUGGCUGGCCUACCUAAUGGCCGAUCCAGUUGCGAUCUACACGCUCGGCAUAAUCACAAACAAGCUCAGGAAGGUAAGCAGCCAAGGUGUGGAUGCGAACACCCAGCUGAAUGCGUUCUGGUCGCCAUUCCUCUUGUUGCAUUUAGGAGGCCCCGACACCAUCACAGCCUAUGCCUUAGAAGACAAUCAACUCUGGUUGAGGCAAUUGUUUCACCUAGUCACCCAAGCAGGAGUAACGUUUUAUAUCUUUCUGAUGGCGGUGACCAGCCCAAAUUUAUACAUCCUCACCAUGGUGAUGAUACUGGCCGGGCUCAUCAAGUAUGGCAAAAGGGUUUAUGUGCUCUGGACCACCAGCAGUCAGCAGUUCAGGAACUCCAUUCCUGACCCGCCUCCUAAUUAUAGCAAGAUAAUGGAGCUACAAGAACUGAUGGAGGCUGAGGGCUACACCGUCACACCACUCGAAGUGAUUGAGGUCUGUGAAGUGGAGAACAAUGUGGAUGGUCAACAAGGAGAAUUGCUUGCGGCCAAAUGCUUGAUCAACAUAUUCCGACGCCUUUUCGCAGAUCUCCCUUUGAGUUUUGAUGAUAGCCGCACAAGUCAGUUGGUGCUUGCAAAUAAGGAUGCCCUCUCCACCUUCAAGAUCAUUGAGAUUGAAUUGGGAAUCGUGUACGAUUUGCUCUACACGAAGGCCACGGCAAUUUAUACUAAUUGGGGCUUCGCUCGUCGCAUAGUCGGAUUGUUUUUGACCUGUAUCGUACUGGUACUCUUCAUCCUGAUUGUGGAUCAGCAAUCCUCAAGAGCUGAUUAUAAUAUGAGCUUAAUACUGCUAGCAGUGGCCAUAUUCCUGGAGAUUUAUGCUUUGACUGAUCUUCUUUUCUCCGAUAGAACGGCUUGUUGGUUGAUUAAGAAAAAGAAUUCCGCCAUCUUGCAUCUCAUCAAUUGGUUGCAACCGAUUGUCGGAUCACAUGGCUCAAUUCAGCGUUUUGAGAUUUGCUUUUAA
Molecule: messenger RNA, 1149 nt
Organism: Eucalyptus grandis
Lineage: Eukaryota; Viridiplantae; Streptophyta; Magnoliopsida; Myrtales; Myrtaceae
Exons: 1
Coding region: 1-1149 (382 amino acids)
Source: RefSeq, a predicted model, not a curated record